GGGCGGUGUUGCUGCGCGGCCGGAAGCGAAGAUGGCGACUGCCGCGGUCGACCUGCUCACGGGCUGGUGCCUCUUCGGCCUCGCGCUGCUGGUUAUCUUGGCCUUUUGCUGGAUAUAUGUGCGCAAGUACCAAAGUCGACGAGAAAGUGAAGUGAUUUCCACCAUCACAGCAAUCUUUGCACUGGCAGUCGCGCUCAUCUCCUCGGCCCUUCUACCCGUGGAUAUCUUCCUGGUUUCAUAUAUGAAAAAUCCAAAUGGUACAUUUAAGGACUGGGCUGAUGCUAAUGUUUCAAGACAAAUUGAGGACACGGUAUUAUAUGGAUAUUACACUUUAUACUCGGUCAUCCUAUUCUGUGUUUUCUUGUGGAUCCCUUUUGUCUACUUUUAUUAUGAGGAGAAGGCAGAAGAUGAUAGCAACACAUGUUCACAGGUCAAAACUGCACUCAAGUAUUCUCUGGGAUUUCUUGUGGUGUGCACAGUUCUUCUUUUAAUUGGUGCUUUUGUUCCUCUGGAUAUUCCAUAUAAGAAGAACUCCACGGAGUGGGAGAAAAUGAAGCUCCUGGUUGAAGAAUUUGGAAGCAGUCAUGGCCUGGCUGCUCUUUCGUUUUCCAUUAGUUCCUUGACCUUGAUUGGUAUGUUGGCAGCAAUCACCUACACAGCUUAUGGCAUGUCUGCUUUGCCUUUAAACUUGAUAAAGGGAACUAGAAGUGCUGCCUAUGAACUCCUGGAAAACACUGAAGAUAUUGAAGAAGUAGAGCAACAUAUACAAAGGAUUAAACUGAAGUGCAAAGAUGGUCGGCCUCUAUCAACAAGGGACAGGCGAACCCUACAGCAACUGGAGGAGAGGCUAAGGACACUUCGAAGAAGAGAGAGACACCUAGAGUUUAUUGAGAAAAGCUGGUGGUCAAAAUUCUGUGGAGCUAUGCGACCCCUGAAGAUUGUGUGGGGAGUGUUUUUUGUUAUUGUGGCACUGUUGUUCACAAUUUCCCUCUUCUUGUCAAACUUGGACAAAGCUCUGCAUUCAGCUGGCUUCGAUAGUGGAUUUAUAAUUUUAGGAACUAAUCUGACCAAUCCAUUGAAUAUGCUUUUACCUGUUUUACAAACAGUUUUUCCACUUGAUUAUAUCCUCAUUACAACUAUCGUUAUGUAUUUUAUCUUCACUUCAAUGGCAGGCAUUCGAAACAUGGGCAUAUGGUUCUUUUGGAUAAGGUUGUACAAGAUUAGACGAGGCAAAACUCGACCCCAGGCGCUCUUAUUUCUCUGCAUGAUACUUCUACUGAUUGUUCUACACACAAGCUACAUGAUCUACAGCCUUGCACCUCAAUAUGUAAUGUAUGGAAGCCAAAAGUACCUGACACAGAGUAACAUGACUGAUGGCCAUCUGGGAAAUGUUACAACAUACAUGCCUAAAGUCUGUGAUGCAGCUGCCCCUGAAGAUCAGUGCAUUGUUACUCGAACAUACCUUUUCCUUCACAAGUUUUGGUUCUUCAGUGCUGCUUACUACUUUGGGAACUGGGCAUUCAUUGGAGUCUUCUUAAUUGGAUUCGUUGUGUCAUGUUGUAAAGGGAAGAAAUCGGUCAUUGAAGGUGAAGUAGAUGAAGAUGAUUCAGAUAUGAGUGACGAUGAACUAUCUGUUUAUUAUCGUUGACAGCAUUUUUGUCUUGAAGGUUAAAACCUAGAAUUCCAAACUGUUUUGAAGUCAUGCUUAUGUGGGAUUUUAAUCUAAAGGUUAAGCAGGACUUGCUUCCAGUAAAAUAGAGAAACAAUAGAGAUAUUGAUUUAAAAUGGAAAAUUUAAUAUUGUUUUCUGAAUUAAUAUACUAGGAUAUUAUAUCAGAGCUAAUAUUGAAAAUGGGUUAGUAUAAAAUUAGUUGUUCUAUUUUCUGAGGAAUGUUGUAUGUAAAAUGUUUUUUGAUUUCCAGUUUGAAAUUGUGAUUGCGGUUGACAGUAUUUCAGGGUUAAUGUUGCCAUUCUGUUGCUAACUUUUUCAGUUUCUUUAAAUUACAUUAGAGUCUAACUUACAAUGUUUUAUAGGAAGGCUUAAUUUUCUAGGUAAAUUCAGUUAAGCUAUAUUAAGAGAGAAACUGCUUGAAAAAGUUGGCUCUGUCACUUUCUAGACAUGUGGCAAUGAUUGUAUCAUUUCAAUAUUAUCACUGCCAUUACUGUAAUAUGCAUAUAACUCAGUUCCUUGAGUGUUAGUGGUAUUCCUGAUGAAAUCCCAAUAUGUGAAGAAUAAAUGUUUGCACUUUCUAUCAGCUGCCAUACUCCCCAUUUACUAGACCUUUGAAUUUUGUGGUGACUGUCAUAGCCUUUGUUCUGUUCUUUUCUCUAAUAUGCAGAAGUUAAAAAAAUUCCUGUGUGGUAAUGCUAGUAUUCAGCACCUUUACCAUGUUUCUUUAAAACAGUUAAGAACUUAAAACUGCUAGGUGAUUUACAUUUUUGCUGAGGAGGUGGUGUAAUAACCACAUCGGUUAAAGAUGAGAUUAAUUCUUGAAACUAUUCUUGUUUCUGGUAUUUAAUAAAGGUUCUCCUGUUUGAAACUUUUUGCAAUUUGAAAGUCAGUAGAAUCAUUAUCAUUUUGUUAUCAAAUUUCCUAAGAAUUAAAUGUGUAUAUUUAAAUAUUAACAAAAAAACAUUGUAAACAGCAUGUAAAGUUAAUUCUAUAAAAUUAAACUUUCUGCAUAUACUUUUUAUAAAAUAAACUCGCAAUAUCUUAACUUCA
Molecule: messenger RNA, 2721 nt
Organism: Alligator sinensis (Chinese alligator)
Lineage: Eukaryota; Metazoa; Chordata; Crocodylia; Alligatoridae
Gene: LMBRD1
Product: LMBR1 domain containing 1
Exons: 16
Coding region: 32-1648 (538 amino acids)
Biological process (GO): protein localization to vacuole
Cellular component (GO): vacuolar membrane
Source: RefSeq, a predicted model, not a curated record